Messenger RNA from Xenopus tropicalis (tropical clawed frog), 1576 nucleotides. RefSeq names its product DNA primase subunit 1 (gene prim1). The record is from RefSeq and is marked provisional. Gene Ontology annotation, molecular function: DNA-directed RNA polymerase activity. NCBI's taxonomy places the organism in Eukaryota, Metazoa, Chordata, Amphibia, Anura, Pipidae. Gene Ontology annotation, cellular component: alpha DNA polymerase:primase complex. Gene Ontology annotation, biological process: DNA replication initiation; DNA replication, synthesis of primer.
GGGACUCGACUUUUCCCGCGCUGUUCGUGUUGUUACUGUCAGACUGUGCUUCCCACCUCUGUGUGGGUAACUUGCUAUGGACUUGUCAGUGUAUGAUCCGGCCAGUUUACCUGAUCUCCUACCGCUUUAUUACCGGAGACUCUUCCCCUUCUAUCAGUAUUUCCGGUGGCUUAACUACGGAGGCGUUGUAAAAAAUUAUUUUCACCACCGAGAGUUUAGCUUUACAUUGAAAGAUGAUGUAUAUGUACGAUACCAGUCCUUCAACAAUCAAAGUGAACUGGAAAAAGAGAUGCAGAAAAUGUGUCCGUACAAAAUAGAUAUUGGGGCUGUUUAUUCACACAAGCCAAGUCUACACAACACUGUAAAAUCAGGAACUUUUCAAGCACAGGAGAAGGAGCUGGUAUUUGAUAUAGACAUGACAGAUUAUGACGAUGUCCGGAGGUGUUGCAGCUCUGCGGAUAUAUGUCCGAAAUGCUGGACUCUAAUGACCAUUGCAGUUCGAAUUCUAGACAGAGCAUUGGCAGAGGAUUUUGGAUUCCAGCACCGUUUAUGGGUCUACUCAGGCAGAAGAGGUGUUCAUUGCUGGGUGUGUGAUGAUUCUGCAAGGAAGCUUUCCCAAGCUGAAAGGUCGGCAGUGGCUGAAUAUCUGAGUGUUGUGAAGGGUGGAGAAGAAACAAUAAAGAAAGUCCAGCUCUCUGAUCCAAUUCAUCCAUUCAUAGGGAAGUCUCUGAAAAUGGUGGAAAGAUACUUUGAAAAAUAUGCCUUGGUGGACCAAGACAUCCUAGAGAACAAACAGUGUUGGGAUAAAGUAGUUGCACUAGUUCCUGAAGUUGCCCGUGAAAACCUGCUGCGGGAAUUCUCAAAAGCACGUUCUUCUGUUGAACGUUGGGAUAAACUCUCAAGCUGUCUAGAAGCCACAGUGAAGGAUCUUAGGAGACACAGUAAUAUACCCAAAGAAAUUAUGCUGCAAUUCUGUUAUCCCCGACUGGAUGUGAAUGUCAGCAAAGGACUGAAUCACUUGUUGAAAAGCCCAUUCAGUGUACACCCCAAAACAGGACGAAUUUCUGUUCCUAUAGACACUAAAAAGCUGGACCAGUUUGACCCAUUUUCAGUACCAACUAUAAGCUUAAUAUGCAGUGAGCUGGAUAAUGUUUGCAAAAAGGAAGAUGAUCAAGAUAGCUCUGGUGAAGGAGAACCCGAAGCGAAGAAACGGACAAGAGAUUACAAGAGAACCAGCUUGGCACCUUACAUAAAGGUUUUUGAGCAAUUCCUGGACAAACUGGAUCAGUCGAGGAAAGGGGAACUUCUUAGCAAAAGUGAUUUGAAGAAGGAAUUUUAAGUUUUGCCAUAAACUUUGAGCAAAGAGCUGCCUUCAACGCACGUGGAUAUGGAGGAACAGGGCAGGGAUAAUAUGAAGUACUGUGUCCCUUAUUUCCUCAACGUCACUCUGACAAACCUGAUACCUCCAUGAAUACCUGACUGAUGUAUGAGAUUAUUCCAUCUAGGAACAUGGAAUGUUACAAGUUUUUUUCUACUACUGUAAAAAAUACAAAAAUAAAACCUUUUGGAGUAAGUU